AACAGCCCUUCGUGCAACAUGAUUGGUGAAUUUUCAGAGUGGCGUCAUAUACCCGCGCUUUGUUUGGAACGUCAGCUCGUUGGCGGGAUUCAGGCUUCGGGAAGAGACACACAGCGAUUGUUUUGAGAUAAUUGCAAUGCAGUUUCCAGGCAGAAGAAAGAAGGUGAUCGGCAGCUCUCAGAAUGAUCUGUAUGAUCACUGUCUUCAGUUCUACGGACAGCCUCCUCUGGAGAACAUCUCUCUCACUGAGUUUGAAACCUUCGCAGUGGAGAGGCUGAAAUUGCUCAAGUCUGUGGAAAACAUUGGGGUGAGCUAUGUGAAAAAUUCUGAGCAGUACGUCAAGAAACUGGACGCUGAAUUUUCAAGUCUGAACUUCCCACUCAGGACAGAAUUGGGUGACCGGAGGGUUCAGGGAGGAACAUCUGAAUAUGAGAAACGAAGAAAAGACCAUAUCUCCCAUUUUAUUCUACGCUUGGCUUAUUGCCAGACGGAGGACCUGAGACGAUGGUUUAUCCAACAGGAAAUGGAUCUUUUCCGUUACCGAUUUGGUGAACUAACUUCAAAGCACAAGACUGACUUCUUGCAUAAAAACAAUCUGAAGUACGAGACGGUGAGUGCAGAGGAAAAGAAAAGCCUAAAAGACAAGCUCAUCACCUCCAGUUAUGGAUUAAGUGGAAUCACAGUGGAAGAAUAUGACUUCUACAAAGUCCCAUUUCAGGAUGCCCUGGAUUUAGUGCGCACAAGGAAAGUCUACUUGCUGGCUGGAAAUGCCUACAUUCCCCACCACGAAAUUGUCACGAUUGUCCUUAAUGACUUCCGAACAAGACUUUCCAAAGCACUUGCGAUGACUGCACGAUCCCUGCCUGCGGUACAGUCUGAUGAACGACUCCAGCCUCUUUUGAGCCACCUCAGCCAUGCCUAUGUGGGUCAGGACUACAGCAUUCAGAAGAACAUGGGAAAAAUUUCUCUUGAGCAGAUUGAUGCACUCUCGGGCAAGUCCUUUCCUCUGUGUAUGAGGCAUCUCCACAAGGCACUGAGAGAGAACCACCACCUGCGGCACGGUGGACGCAUGCAGUAUGGCCUCUUCCUCAAGGGCAUUGGUCUUACUCUGGACCAGGCCCUGCAGUUCUGGAGGUCAGAGUUUGUCAAAGGGAAAGUCGAUGCAGACAAGAUUCUGGAGCUGGUCAAGGGAAUGCACUAUCAGCUGGCCUGCCAGAAGUACUUUGAGCUGACACACAAUGUUGAGGAUGCUGGGUUUUCUCUCAAUCACCCUAACCAGUACUUCACUGAGAGUCAGAAGCUUCUGGGUGGAGGCCUUGAAAUCAAGAAAGAAGUUGAUAUGUCACAACGAAGCCAAGAAAAUCCUGCUAACAUGACCCGUCCAUCUCAGGCAAACUCCAAACAGGCCCAUGAGGAGAUGGGGGAUUUAGACUCCUUCUUCCAGGAUGAAUGAUUUUGUAGAAGUUGUAUCAAAUCUGAAAUGAGUAGACCAUAUAGAGCUCUUACUUGCGUUCACUGUAUUUGAUACAAAUUGUGUUUUCAGUAAUAGAAAGAUUUCAUCUGGUUGUUUUUUCCUUAUCCUUUUGGUGAUAAGAUUUUUUUCAAAUGACCCAGAUUUUAGAAAAAUGAUUAAAAUAAAAUACAAAUAAUUUUUGCAUUUCAUAAAAGCUUUUUCCAUUUUUACCUUUUUGUUUUACUUGCUACCAGCAUUGAAAACUUGCCUCAACCUAUUAAGUUAUAAUCCGUGCAAUGAUCAUCUGUUCAAUCUCUUCGGGUUCCAGUGGUACAGUGAUGACUUGACAUACACUACUGUUCAAAAGUUUGGGGGUCAGUAAAAAUCUUUUAAUAAAUUAAAUUGAUCAAAAUAAUCCUGGAAAAAAAAUGUAUCAUGUUUUCCACAAAAAUUUUGAUAAGACUUUGAUAUCAACUUUGAUAAUAUGAAAUGUUUCUUGAGGAGCAAAUCAACAUUAAAAUGAUUUCUGAAGGAUCA
This is a messenger RNA of Cyprinus carpio (common carp), 1990 nucleotides long. RefSeq names its product DNA primase large subunit-like. NCBI's taxonomy places the organism in Eukaryota, Metazoa, Chordata, Actinopteri, Cypriniformes, Cyprinidae. Gene Ontology annotation, biological process: DNA replication, synthesis of primer. Gene Ontology annotation, cellular component: alpha DNA polymerase:primase complex. The record is from RefSeq and is a predicted model, not a curated record. The transcript is spliced from 12 exons. Bases 137 to 1453 code for a protein of 438 amino acids.